This is a messenger RNA of Dendrobium catenatum, 1294 nucleotides long. Its product is annotated as probable membrane-associated kinase regulator 4. Gene Ontology annotation, molecular function: kinase inhibitor activity. Gene Ontology annotation, cellular component: plasma membrane. The record is from RefSeq and is a predicted model, not a curated record. NCBI's taxonomy places the organism in Eukaryota, Viridiplantae, Streptophyta, Magnoliopsida, Asparagales, Orchidaceae.
UCUCUGCCAAUGCUUUAAAGGAUGCUCUCACACAAAACACCAUACUCCUCAGUCAUACUAUCAAACAAUAGAGAAAUAGCAGGGAAGAGAAAGGGAGAGCAAAUUCUGCUUUAGAAGAAGAGAGUGUGGCUUUUUGAAUCAGAAUAGAGAGAGAGAAAGAGAGAAUGGCAAGAAACCUCUUUCAUGACCAACUAGUACAAGAAGAUUACAUUGACAUGGACAUCAGUUCUUCCACCACUUUCCUUUGCUACUCUAUUUCAAAUUCCCCCACAGAGUCGAAGGAAUUUGAAUUCCAGAAGAGUACCCAUCUAGUAGAAAAGGAGCCGAUCACAUCCCCUGCUGAUGACCUCUUCCACAAUGGAAAACUACUCCCACUUCAUCUCCCACAGCUUCAAAAGUCCCAAAAUAUCCUUCAAAAUCCCACCACCAUCUCAAAAUUCAAUCUUGAUGACUCCUUCCAUCUUAUUUCCACCACCAGCACUCCAUUCGAGUCCUGCAACAUCUCCCCUUCCACUUCUUGCUGUGUCAGCCAAGAGCUCCACCCUGAAGACUUCUACUUCAACCAAUCUCAAAACAGCAAGUCUUGGUCUAAGAAACUGAAACUGAUUAGACAGUCCUCUUUGGGUCUCAAGCUCAAGGCGUCAAAGGCUUAUCUCAAGUCUCUGUUCACAAAAUCAACCUGUUCUGAUGAUUCCUGCACAGUCUUGAAAGCCAAAGAAUGUUCAAUUGCUCACAAGAAGCCAUCAAGGAAAACCCCAUUUGGUCUUAUUCCCAGCAGAGCAAAUAGAGUCAUGAGAAGCUUUGACGGAGAGAAGAUGGAAGUGGAGGGAUGUGGGCAUAGGAGGUCAUUUUCUGAUGCUGUAAAUAGGCAGCAUUUGCCAAACAAAUCCUCUUCAACUUCAUCUUCUUCAUCUUCAAGUUCUUCUUCCUUCUCAAGUUUAAAGUCGAAUAGUCUCAGCAUUGUGGAUUCAGAGGUGGAGAAGUCGAUUCAAGGAGCAAUAGCUUAUUGCAAGAAAUCUCACAGAGUGGUUGUGGAAGAAAAAACUGUUAGUGAUGUUGAAUUGUGGUCAUUUUCUGCUUCAAGGAUUGCUGAAGAGUGUGAGAAGCAGGAGCGACCAGAAAUUUGCUGAAUUUGAAAACAGAGAUUUUCAAAAGCAACAAUGGAAUGUAAAAAAAUUAUUUAUUUUGAUGUGCCCAGUUUUUUUGUUAUUUAGAUAUUAUUAGUAGAGCUAAUUUUGUUAAAAGCAUGAUGUAGAGAAAAUCUGUUUGCUUGCAAUUAUGAUGAGAUUUGUUU